CUUGGUGUAAAUGUUACUUUUUUUCCGAAGUGUCAAAUACACAUCACUUGAAAAAAAAUGGACUUUGAAAGUCCUGACGUGGAGAAGGAAUUCCCCGGAUUAUACGCGUCCGAAUCGGCUAGGAAAAGCAAUGAGAGCGAUUUUAGUGAUGAAGGCAGUCAUGAUAAGCAUUCCAAAAAGGAGUUACUGGGUGGAAAGCGGAAGGAUAAAAAGGACAGAAAGGACAGGGGCUACGCGACUCUAGAAGGUGAAAGUUCGCCGGACGAAGAUCAAGAAACUAAAAGUCCUUCGAAAUCAAAGAAGACCAAAGCCUUUAAAUUUCCAUCUAAGAAAGAGAAGCGGGAGAAAUCGAGGGAGAAAGAGGCAAAAGAAAAGGAUGCUGAGAAGGAAAAGGAUAAAAAGAAGAGGGAUAAGGACGAGAAAGAUAUAGACAAAGAAAAGCGGAAAGACAAGGAUAAAGACAAGUCUAAACAAAAAUUAAAAGACCGUAAGAAAGGAAAGCAUGCUGGCGGCGAAGGUUUGGAUAUCGGUGAGGAACAACCGAUUUUUGGUAUUAGUCUUCACUUAGCGGUUGAAAGAAGCUGUUGUCACGACGGAGUCGAAUUGCCCUUGGUCGUGCGAGACUGCAUCGAUUACGUGGAGGAGCACGGAAUGAACGUGGAGGGUCUGUACAAAGUUCCCGGGGUGAAAUCAAAAGUUCAAUAUUUGAAAAAAUUGUACAAUAACCGAGAACCGGUGAACAUGUCCGAAUUUGAACCCACGGUAGCUACGAGCUUAUUGAUACUCUUUCUUAGAGAGCUACCAGAAUCCGUGCUGGAGAACAGCGAAACGAUAUCGCGCUUCGAACAAGCCGCAUCGACCAAGGAUGUCGCGCAGCGGGAAGCGCAACUGGCGCAGCUGACGCAGCAAUUACCAGAGUGCAACAGGAUUCUUCUGGCGUGGGUUACGCUGCACUUGGAUCAUGUCACGGCGCGAGAAAAGGUGACGAAGAUGAACGCGCAAACGAUUUCGAUGACACUGAGCCCGGUGCUGCAGAUGAGUCACAGAUUACUGUUAGCCUUAUUGUUCCAUUGCAAGGCUUUGUUCCCGAAUGUACAGUUGACAAAAUACGUGCCACCACUGUCGUCCGGCAGUACCAAUCUGCCAGAUUCCGUGGAGGGCAUUGCCGCGGAACUGUCCAAGCAGGAGUCAUUGCUGUCCCAAAUUCACAUGCAAAUGAACGCCGGUUUCGUGACGAAAUCUCGCGAGGAACAAUUGUGGGAGGUGCAGCGAAUGAUAACGCAAUUAAAGAGAAAGUACAAGACUGUUCAAAAAUUGGAAGGUGCCACGCAAAAGAGUCUGGAUGAAGAAAUCAAAUCAUCCGAUAAUAUUUCGGUGGAAUCCACCUCGCAAAAGCCAAAGACUGCAGACGAAGAUUCCGGGCAAUCCAAAUCCGAUUCUCUGACAUCGACCAAUUCGACCUUGUUAAAAACAGACGGCAAACCACACGGUACAGAAGAGGCGAAAGAAAAGUGCUCCUGCUCGGCGGGGGGGGCAAGUGCAAGCGCCACGCAAAACGGACAGAACGUGAAUGUGCAAGAAAAAGACACGGUUGACUCCGCGGAGACUGCAAUGGUUGCAUCACAAUCAAAAGAAAACGUCACGUCGGACGACAAAGCAAACGAGCCUGAAGAGGAGGACGUCAUAGACAAGCUGCGAGAAAGACUGAUCCACGAGGAGCUGCUGAACAUGCAAGCGCUGCUGAAGUCUCGCAUCAGCCAGGAGAGGAACGAGAUCAAGCGAUUGAUAGAAAUGGUGACGGAACUCGGCACCGAGAAGAAAAAACCCAAGGAAAGGACGCACUCCCCCAACGAGGCCGAAAUGACGGCUAUGAUACAGCUAGUCAAAGAAAAUCAAUUGCUCGAAAAAAAAAUGACGACACUCAUACGCAGUAUUAUCGAGGAGAAAGACGCCUGUGUGGAACUGCGUGUUCAAUUGGCGGUGCAUCAACUGAUGGCUAAGACCUGACCGCAAACCUGCUAAUGACACACCGGGAUUACAAAAGACAUCCUAUACGCGAUCUGAUAUUACGUUUUUUGCACAUAACGAACAUAUAUAGUUUAUAACAUGUUGCAAUUACCACAUGUAUACCAUUAACUCGUUUUACUCUUCCGCAAAGUAAUAAAACUACACAAAAAUCCAGACAGAAAUUUUCAUGAACUCUCGGAUUCCACAAUUCGAGUUCCUUGUUAGAUACUCGAUGCGUUUUGGGAGUGAAGGAUGAAGGGAGGAGGACAUCACUCGAUAUUCAAAUGAGAUAGAUGUAGGCAAUUAUUCUUCAUGAGAAAAAAAGUCAUAUUGUAAUAGAAACAAUUAUAUUUUUUUGUAUAUAUUUUAUAUUUCAACGCGUCAUGAAAUUAUGAACAUAUCGCGCUAAUAAAAGCUCAAAGAUUAAUGCUCUGAACUGAGUAAAUGUGAAGAAUGCACUGUCAAUAAGCACAGUAUUCUGAAAACGUAAAAUUACAUUAAACGACAGAAUUAUUAAAUCUGCUAAAGAAAUUACUAAUUGAACUUCAAGAUUGCAAUUUACAUCAAGCUAUUCUGUAAAAAUUUUCAGAAUUGUUACAGAUUCUAGAAUUAAUACAAACUGUUAUUAUAGGGCUUAGUAAGCGCUACAGAUAGAUUAAUAGAAGAAGGUGCGACUCGGGAUUGAGGGGACAACUACGUUGUGUUCAAUGUAUAUUUACAAUAUUAUCUGGUCAAGGUACAGCGCUGAAUAUCGACCCGUAUAGUGUUCGCGUAUAAUCUUGGUAAUGCUGCUUCGUAUUUUUAUGUACGUAGGAAAAAUUUACACGUCCGAUAUAUAAUCUUUUUUUUUUUUUGUCACAGGUGCAUCUGUAUAAAAAUCUAUUGAUACGUCCGUCGCGGUGGGACGUACGCAGAAACUAAGAUUGUGCUGAGGACACAGAUAUUCUCUCAUUCAUCAGCGAAAGAAAGUCACGCAGCCUCGUAUGAUAGCCUUCGUGUAAGGGAACAAGCUCUUAUGGAUUCUACAAUCGCAACGCAACGCAACGCAACGCAACGCUUGGGUGUUUCCUUCGGUAAAUACCAAACAGAGUCACAUGCAAUUCGGAAGAGGCUGAGAACGGUUUGUUGGACACAUCGGAUUUGCAUACCGGGAAUGGUGUUAUCAUCAGCUCGAGAUCGUAGAAUCCGACUGUUUUCGCGAUAUCGCGCACCGCGUUUGUGGGAACUCGUAGACUUUACAGGUACGUCUUAUAUUCAAUGCGAUACUGUUUCUCUCUUUUUUUUUUUUUUUUUUUCGUUCGCUGAACGGGAUCGAGCGACAGAUAAUACAAUAACGUAGUCUUAGAGCAUCACUAUCACAGUGUAGUACAACAACUCGCUAAGAAUAGUAGCAUACGCGGUACCUACGAGCGAUGAAGGUAGUUUAACUACCGGAAUCGCGAAACUGCGCGUUUCGCCUAACAAUCCGCGAUUAUAGAAAAUAUUAUCAUAUGUAACUUCAUUACACAUACAAUUAUUACGAAGAGACAACUAGAUCGGAUUUUUUUUCUGUAUUCUAUAUCGUUUGAUUGCUUUAUAUUCACCAUAGAGCACCAAAUAAACUUUUUACGCGGCAUACACGAUUGAGAAUGUGGCGUUGCGGCCUCUCUAUUGCAUUUCUGUUUUUUCACAAAGGAAGUCACUGUUAAAAGAACAUCCGUAAAUUAUAGCGUGUGCACUAAAUCUGAGGAAUAUAUAUGUAUAUAUCUCACUACUGUCAACGAUCCGUUUUGCGAAUGGGCCACGUAAACUUUUACAAAGCUUAUAAAAGUAAUUUACAAAAUUUUAUAAAAGAUGGAAUAUAUAUAUGUGUAAAAAAAUAUAAAGGAAUGUUUCCUCUCUCCUAUGGCCAAUAAUUUUUUGCAAUAAUAUUUACAACAAAAGAGGAUGAUUCAAGAUGGUCCAACGCGGCAUAUUUUCUUAUUCUGUAUUAUUUUGCAACUUGUGUUUGAUUUUUCGGUCAUCCCAAUCACCUGUUUUGUUAUAAAAUAUAUCAAGUUAUUUGAUAUUUAUCUAUAGUUAUCGAUGAAAAUUUUGAACAUUCGACGGUUAUUAUUCAAUAAAUAUUCAAUCAAUGUAGAAGUUCAUGAUGUAAGAUGUACGAUUGAGACAAUGCUCGAAACAGACGACUGCCCGAAAUGCGACAAUCUCCUUUACAUACAAUUGAUUUUAAAGUUACUAUAUCGUAAAAUUAACGAAUCACUUAACGUCACUUAACGUCUCGUAAUAUCUAUUUCGUGUUUUGUUCAUCUAUCUUGCUUCUCCACGAAUUAAUGUCUCAGUAAUAACGUAAUAAUAUAAUAAUAAUUGUAUAUUUUUUAAGUGAGUCUUUGUAUGAUAAAUUUAAUGACAUUCUCAUGUACAUCAUCCAUAUUAUUCGCAACUCACUGAAUAAUAUAGUUUCAUAGCAGCUCUUUACUCGAAUAAAUUUUAAAUAAUUAGUGUAUAAUUUUUCAAUGAUUUGCGUCUGUGCUCUCGUUUUUUUUUCUCUCACAUGCUCUCUUACUCUUCUAUGAUGUUAUGUCAAUACAAGAAUCUGCAAUAUUACAAACGGCUCUUUUUAAGCUGCACGU
Molecule: messenger RNA, 4619 nt
Organism: Linepithema humile (Argentine ant)
Lineage: Eukaryota; Metazoa; Arthropoda; Insecta; Hymenoptera; Formicidae
Gene: Rlip
Product: Ral interacting protein
Biological process (GO): small GTPase-mediated signal transduction
Molecular function (GO): small GTPase binding; GTPase activator activity
Source: RefSeq, a predicted model, not a curated record